Molecule: messenger RNA, 1546 nt
Organism: Centruroides sculpturatus (bark scorpion)
Lineage: Eukaryota; Metazoa; Arthropoda; Arachnida; Scorpiones; Buthidae
Gene: meigo
Product: solute carrier family 35 member B1-like
Exons: 8
Coding region: 319-1332 (337 amino acids)
Biological process (GO): UDP-galactose transmembrane transport
Cellular component (GO): Golgi membrane; endoplasmic reticulum membrane
Molecular function (GO): UDP-glucose transmembrane transporter activity; UDP-galactose transmembrane transporter activity
Source: RefSeq, a predicted model, not a curated record
GAAAUGUUAAACAGAAGAAAAUAAGGAUGUAUACAUAAACAAUUUACAAAUUAAAAUAACCUUUAAAAUAAUUAUUUUCGUACGACAAAGAAUUAAUGACACUUGUCUACAUUCGUUUGGAUUCGGACCAAAAUCUAAAUAUAUAAUUUCAAAUCCCGUUUACGUCACCAUACCGACUUAAUCAACCAUUGAACGAUAGGCGUUUAAACUAAAAGUAGAAACGGACCAAUUGGAUUAAAGCACGUCUUGUACGUAGUGUUCAAUGUGUUUCUCUCAAGAUGACCCGUAGAGAGUAACCAAAAAAUCAUAAUGUCAUGAAUGUCCAUGAGAUUAAUUCCAACAAAAAUCGAAAUAAUUAGAACUUCUUCUGAUCUCAGUGACUUAAAUCCUUCUGUAAACAUGUCUUCUCAAAAACUACUCUUUUAUGCUGGCGGAAUAUUCGUCUGCUAUUUCUAUUUUGGGAUUUUACAAGAAAAAAUAACUCGAAGUAAAUAUGGUGAAGAAGAUGAAAAAUUUACCUUUACACUGACUCUUGUAUGCUUUCAAUGUAUUAUUAAUGCAAUAUUUGCAAAAAUAAUGUUGUCUACAUUCAUGAAACAAGGAGCUGAUACAACAACAAACAAAUAUUAUGCGUCAUGUGCAUUUUCUUAUUUAGGUGCCAUGGUAGCAAGUAAUAUGGCUUUACAACAUAUUAAUUAUCCAACUCAGGUAGUAGGUAAAUCAUGUAAGCCAAUACCUGUCAUGAUAUUGGGUGUGUUAAUAGGAAGAAAGCAAUACCCAUUGGUGAAAUAUUUGUUUGUUCUCAUGAUUGUAAUUGGAGUAGGAUUAUUUAUGUAUAAAGAUCGUCCGCCCACAACCAUUCACUCAGAAUCAUUAAUAGGCAUGGGAGAAAUACUCUUACUCAUCUCAUUGUCUCUAGAUGGCUUUACUGGUGCAAUUCAAGAACGCAUGAGAAGUGAACAUCAUACAAAAUCUGGUCACAUGAUGUACAGUAUGAAUAUGUGGUCAAUUUUAUUUUCAGGACUAGCUGUUGUUUUUGCUGGAGAAGUUUGGAUGUUCUUACAAUUUGUAGAGAAAUAUCCUUAUGUAUUAUAUAAUAUGUUGAUAUUUUCUGUUAUGAGUGCAUUGGGACAGUUAUUUAUUUUCUUGACUGUUGCUGAAUUUGGACCUUUGCCAUGUUCCAUUGUCACGACGACUAGGAAAUUCUUUACAGUGUUAGCCUCAGUUAUCAUAUUUGGUAACAAACUUUCUAACAGACAAUGGAUGGGAACUGCUUUAGUUUUUGCUGGUUUGACUCUAGACAGUAUUUAUGGAAAGACAAAAAAACAUUAAUUAUUUUCAAAAUUAAUUUUGGACUGUUUGUUUGGAAAAAUAUAGAUUUGAUAUGUAUAGAAUUUUUUUAACCUGUAGAUUUACACUUGAAUCAUCAAACAAAUUUGUCGGGAUUUAUUUAUUUUAAAAUGUGAAUGACUAAAAAAUUCUUGUUUAUGAAGUGAAUUGUUGUUUGUUGUUAAUAUUUAGAAAAAUAUAUACAGAACUCAAAAGA